GCUCCUCGCCCACCUCUCGCUAGCCGUUCCCGCUCUGCAGUCUCCGUGGCCGGACGCCGCGGCGACAUGGCAUCGACCUGUUUCCGCGCCGCCGCCCGCGUGGCCUCCGCCGCCGGCCGCUCGGCGGCGGCCACCCGAUCGGCUCCCUCCGCGGCCCGUGCCGCCGCCGCCGCCCACCGCGCCUCGUCCUUCUCCAGGAUGCCGGUGGAGCUCGGGUGCUGCGCGGGAUUGUCGCUGCUGCCGCUGCACAGCGCGGUGGCGGCGGCCAGGCUGACGUCGCGGCUGAGCACGGCGUCGAGCUGCCGUGCUCUCUCUCAGGGUAUCCUCUGUUGCACCUAUCCCGGGCUUUAACAUCGUAAGAUUAUUAUGCUCUUGUCCGUGUUUGCUUUCCAUUUGGUUGAACAUUGCGUCCGUGUAUUUUCUUUUAUAGUAGUUUCUUAGUUUACUGCGUGCUUGUUUGAUAGCAGUAUGUGUCGAAAACAAAUGUCAUUCAUUGUUGUAUUGUAACAGCGAAAUGUCAUCCUGACCAUUUUAACUCGUCAACGAUCAUGUUCAACACAAAACCACUUCCAUUUUCGUGAAAGCUGCCUGCUGCUCUUUAACACACAACACAUGAAUACCUUAUGGUUUCUGAAUGGAGAAGUACAUAUAAACAAUGAAGCCUUGAAUGCUGGAUGCAAACACCUUUCAUUGUACACAUUAAAAAUCUUGCCUUGAACGCUGGAUGUAACUUGCAAGCACUGCUCUGAACUCUGAAUGCAAGUACAUAUAAACAUUUUGAUGGCUAUAUUUAAGUGGAAAUGAUCAUGUCCUUUAGAUGGUUUCUAUAUUCUGACGAUUCUUGUGCAUAUAGCCUAUAUAGGGAAACUAAUCGGUUGCCCGUCUCUUAAUACAGUUUCUAUAUUUACAAUAUCUAUUUUUUUGUAGAACACAAACAAAUAUGUAUUCUAGUGGUUAGAAGCUAAGCCUGUGAGAGAAAGGGUUAGGGUUCGAACCCUAGGCUCUGUUUUUUUUCUUUUCUGGCGGUGCACGUGGUAGGGAGGCGCUCGAAGAAAUUCUCACUUAAAUAUAGUAGAGAAAAUGCCGAAUAAUGGUGUGACUAUAUGGAGUACCGUCGGAUUUACUAGCAGUGUUUCACCAUACAUUGAAACUAUAUGGAGUACCGGCAGAUUUCUUUAUUAUCUUUCCCUUCAUAGGGAUAUUUUUCUUUGAUGGGUAGGAACAAAGAUGUAGCAGAUUCCUAGUAAACCCCUUUCAUAUUUCAGUCUCUUUGGGAGGUUGUUUAGUAGCUCAAUACAUCUCAAAUGCUGAUGCUCGGUAGAAAAAAAAUCUCACUUGUUGCUUUGCAGUUCAGGACAAGAUAAUGUUUUCCAUGCUGUGCGUUUUUUGAGAGAUUCGCUUAUUCAAAAAAAAUUGGUGGGUUGAGGUCAAUUAAGUUAAGACAUUUGGUUUCUGCAGGCACUGCUGCAGGCACAUGACUUUGAUAAAAGAUAUUACCGGGAGCUUGCUGUUUUGCUUCAUACAAUCAUGAAGAAUGAGUACUUUAACACUGAAAUUGUAAUGGAAGGCUAGUGUUAUGUUAUGUACCUAGCAUUACUAGUUGCCUCUGUUGAGGAAUACCUUGAUGCAAUAAUGUAGCGUCCUUUUUGAAUGUUCUCUACAGUAAUUGAUAGUUCACUACUUCACUUGAGUC
This is a messenger RNA of Zea mays, 1693 nucleotides long. RefSeq lists its product as uncharacterized. NCBI's taxonomy places the organism in Eukaryota, Viridiplantae, Streptophyta, Magnoliopsida, Poales, Poaceae. The transcript is spliced from 2 exons. The record is from RefSeq and is marked provisional. Bases 67 to 351 code for a protein of 94 amino acids. Gene Ontology annotation, cellular component: mitochondrion.